CUCUUCCUUCAAAUUGUUUCUUUUCUCAGCAGCUACGUGCUUUGUAUUUCUUGCAUGGGAAAUGUGCACCCAAAUAAUUUUAUUAAUUGUUUUAUUGGAGUAAUUACUUUGAUGACAUAGAGGGGAGUGUGUAUUGUGUAGACUUGUGAUGAAAGUGCCCCCCUCCCCUCGCCUCUUCUGUUUUUGAUUUGUCUCUGGAGUCUGCUGACCUCCUUGCUUGUCUCUCCUUUGUUUGUGCUGUUGUCUGCUGCGAUGCUGUUCACUGUAAUUCUUCACUGAUCUCUCUGCCCCCUGACACCCCUCCCUCUUGCCCCUGCCUCCACCUCCUCCAUCCCCUCUAGUCCGGUCCUGUGGGGUUCCGCAGUAGUACAGACGUGGAGUGGUUGUGUGAGCGGGGUUGCAGUACUAAGCCAGUUGUAGAUCACGUCUAGCUCUAAAGUAGAGGAGAGAGGCCAGAUGUUGGUCUCUCUCCAAUAUUUUUUUUUUAUGUUUACUUUUCUUUCUUUAUUUACUUGUUUAUUUUUGGCGGAGAGGAGGGAGUUAUUGAACAACCAAAGCACAUCUUCAUAUUUAUGACAGGUCAUCAGCUCCAACUUGAAGAAUUAAGGUGAAGAGCAUUAAAUUGAUGUUUGAAGUUUUCCUGAUUUUUUUUUUUCUCCAGUUUUGCCUUCCUCUUUGUGUGCCUGUUAGUGCCAUUUGCUCCUGAGCAAACUUCCUCUGGUGUGUCUUGUCCUUUCUCUGGCUUAGUGCAUCCUGCAUGUUCUAACUGUGAGACUCGUCCCCACUGUUUGCUCCCUCACUCCCUCUCCUGCUCUUCUAGAGCUCUACGGUUUCCCACCCCACCACCACCAACACCCUCAUCCCCUCUCUGAGUGAGCUGCAUGGAAUCCAAGCAUCCACACCCCCAUCUGUCUCUCCUACAGCAUCAUUCCUGCUUCCCACCUUUUCACGUUUGGUUUCCUCUCUACACCAUUUUAAUCCAUCUUCUCAUCUCUUCCUGUCAUAAUUAUCCAAAAUACAUUGACUGAUGUAUUUGUGGUUGAGCUGAGGGACCUAGGUCAUAAUAUAGAAGGCAUGAAUCCAGAGCCAGAGUGAAGUGGAUGCAGGAUACACAAGCCAGCGCUGAGAUGUCUGUCUGUCUUCUCCCCUUGUAGACCACGGGGAGAUGAUGGAGAUGCAAGGUUUUGGAGGGAGUCCGUCAUCGUGGCAACAAACUGAAGCAGCUACUCAAGAGUUCCUGUGCCAGUCCUGCUCAACAGCUGGUAGCAACUCGUCAUUUGACUACACAGCUGGUUGCACCUGCCUGCAUCAACCGUUGGACAUUCAUAUUAUUCCACUGAAGAUGCUCUGUCAGAACAUGAAGCGGCAGAUCGUCUCCAGAGCCUUCUAUGGGUGGCUUGCAUACUGUCGACACCUGUCCACGGUGCGGACACACCUGUCAGCUAUGGUCACCCACAACAUUGUACCCCCAGACAGACCUUGUGAGGCAUCUGGAGGACUUAGCAAAGAGGUGUGGAGCAAGUACCAGAAAGACUGCAAGAACUACAAGGAGCUUGAGCUGCUCAGACUGGUUUACUAUGGAGGAGUCCAGCAUGAGAUCAGGAAGGAAGUGUGGCCCUUCCUGCUGGGACACUACAAGUUCGGGAUGAGCAAAAAGGACAUGAGCCAGAUUGAUGCGAAGAUCAGCGAGCGCUAUCAGCAGGUAAUGCGGGAGUGGAAAGCCUGUGAGGUCAUCGUCAAGCAGAGGGAGAAGGAAAUGCAGUCGGCCAUUUUUGCCAAGCUGUCGUCGGGCAGCAGCAUAGACAGCCACGUCCUAAGGCUCGCUCACAGAGACUCCACACUCAGUAAUGAGGUCUUCAUGUCUGUGGAUGAGCCAGAUGCAGGGAGUCAGGAGACCCCUAGUGGCGAGGACAGCACUCCUGUCAUGACCACCCUGGCCCCACCUGCUGCUGUGCCCCCAGAGGAGCGUCCUCUGGUAGAGUUUGACUCCCCCGACUCAGGUCUCCCUUCCUCCAGGAACUACUCUGUGACUUCUGCUCACUCUCAGAUCCUGUCCAGCAUAGACGAUGGUCAGAGCACUGAGGAGGAAGGUGGGGGUAGGGAGGAAGGCAGGAUUCCAGUAGGGGGGCGUCAGGACUCUUUUACUGAGGACAGGCUCUGCAGUCAGCUGGACAAACUGGUGACGAGUGGAGCCGCCACCGAGGCCAUCUCAGCCUCGCUCUCCUCUUACACAAUCGAGCUUCUGGACAUGGUCGCCCUCAACCUCCACAGGAUAGACAAAGAUGUACAACGCUGUGACCGAAACUAUUAUUACUUCACCACAGCCAACCUGGAGAAACUACGCAACAUCAUGUGCAGCUAUGUGUGGGAGCAUCUAGAGAUGGGCUACGUUCAGGGCAUGUGUGACCUGCUGGCACCGCUCAUGGUCAUCCUGGACGACGAGAGCCUGGCAUACAGCUGCUUCACUCAGCUGAUGAAGAGGAUGAGUCAGAACUUCCCUAAUGGUGGAGCCAUGGACACACACUUUGCCAACAUGAGGUCGCUGAUCCAGAUCCUGGACUCUGAGCUGUUUGAACUGAUGCAGCAGAAUGGAGACUACACACACUUCUACUUCUGCUACCGCUGGUUCCUGCUGGACUUCAAACGAGAGCUUCUGUAUGAGGAUGUUUUUGCAGUUUGGGAGGUGAUCUGGGUGGCUCCCAGGAUCUCAUCUCGCCACUUCGUCCUCUUCCUGGCCCUGGCACUGGUUACGCUGUACCGUGAGAUCAUCAUAGACAACAACAUGGACUUCACUGACAUCAUCAAGUUCUUUAAUGAGAUGGCAGAACGUCAUGAUGUGCAGCUUAUCUUGCGGAUGGCACGUGAGCUGGUGCACAAAGUCCAGUCUCUGAUGGACAACAAGUAACUCUACAAGGGAUAACUGGGAGGACUGGGAGUGUGUGCAGCCUGGUGUUCGAGACAGUUUCCUGGCCUCCACACAUCCAGACCUGGCUAUGGGGGUCCAAAUGAAAAUCCCAGUGGGGAUCCCAAAGGAGAUCCUAUUGGAAGUUCCAGUGAAGGUCCCCGUGGGGGUCCCAGAGGGAGCUCCAGUCGGGUUGCCAGUAAAGGUCCCAGUGGGGGUUCCAGUGGAAGUUGGGGAGCAUCACAUGACUGCUUGGCUCUUGCGUUCUGUUUACAUGUUCCUUCACCUGGAAUGCCCAUGGUGUCUGUUCAGACAUUUGGAUUUGUCUGCAUGCUAGUGAGUUAAAUCACACUGUGAACGCAUUCUUCAGCCCCCCAGUGUGUGCAUGAGAACACACACAUCUUUCUGGCUCUUCUCCCAGAGUCCCCUCCUUUUACUGACUCUGACUCUGGAACUCCUCAUUCGGGAAGCCAGUAAGGAAAACUGAAGCGCCAUCCAUUUGCCUAACAUGUUCCUCAGUGCAGCACCACAGGAGGCCCCAAGAGGGUAGCAUUUACACACAACAUUGUUGGAGGAGCAGAAGACUUUGCCACGAAGAUGCUUUCAUCAGUGACCAAAUGAACUGUGCCAACUACCUUUUCUCGAGUGUUUUCUACAAGCAUGUGUGUUUUUAGCUGUUCGCCACCUUUUUAAUGUUUCUUUCAUUGUAACCACAAAUGUUGCCUUUUAUUGACAGCCCAAGGUACUUAGAUGCACUUUUCACCUAGAGUAUCCUUAGUGGUGCUUAUGAAGGCUGCAUCCAACUUGCCGGAGGCAUGAAGCGGCAGUGAAUGAAUUGCAGCCAGUUUUCCUGCACAUGGCGUUAUGUGUCUGAAGCAUGUGUGGAACAAACCAGAACAGCACAACCAUAAAGGGAAAAGCACACAGACUUAAUUUCUCUGGUGGGUCAUUAAAAGGGGGUGGGGAUCAGUUAGGAUGAACAUAGUGAUACAAUUUCCACAACUGUCUGGAUGAGUUCAGUUGUGCCUAUCUUCAGCGGUCUUUGGUCAAGAGGUGGGGUCCGCCCUGGAUAGGUUACCAGCUCAUCGCAGGUUAACAUAGACACACAGAGCAAACACACAUCCAUCCCAAAGGGCAAUAUAGAGCAACUGCUCUAUAUUGACUGUUUAGUUAACUAACUAAACAGUCAUAUUUUUGGACUGUGGAAGGAAGUCGGAGUACCAUGCAUUCACAUGAAGGACAUGCAAGCUCCACCCAGAAAGACCCCAGACUGUGUUUUCCCCUGCAUGCUGAUCAGAACAGAUUUAAAAAUUAUUUUAUGAUUCACCCAGUCUGUUAUAACCUGCAUUUCCAUUACAAAUUUACACAAAACUUUUGUCAAUACUCUGCUAAUGUAAAAAAAAAAACCCACAAUUGUGCAAUUGCCGUUUCAAUUAAUAAGAAGCGCAAUUAAAAUCCCACAUGAAUAAGUUUGUACACUCAGUAAGUCAUUAAAAAAAACAUGCUGUGCCACCAUUCUCCAACUUCCUGGAGUCUUCAUGGAUUGUGCCAGUGGCAAGAUGUAAUGUCUACUUUUCACAUGACUUUCUGAGUUCAGAUACUCGUUUCCUCCCAUAAUCCCUUCAGCAUGUGAGGUAGGUUACUUGGGGACUACUUGGCCCUCCAGUGUGAGGGAGUGUGUGGUUGUUCCUGAACUGGCUCUGUGAUGGACCUGCUACCUGUUCAGGUUGACUCCGCCUCUCAACCAGUCACUGCUGUGUCAGGCUGCAGCCCUGCUCCACUAACCAGGUUUACAAGGGUAUGCAAAAAAAAAAAAAAAACUACACCAGCUGUUUUAAGGCACAAAACAACACAGCUAUUCAUUGUAGCAUCGCUUCUAAAUUCUGGUCUUUCCAUUUUUUUCAAAUUUGUUGCUGCUUUAGAAGGACAACAGUCAGUGUCAGAAAUAUUUGGAGAAAAGCUGUAUUGUCUGGUUAUUAUGAAUGAAGCAUAAUAACAGAAGUUCAAAGGAAGAGGAACUCUACACUUUUAAGUUUUAAACUGGGAAGAAUCGUGCUCUGAUCUGAAGACACCAUGCCAUUAUUGCUACAUCAACAAUCCUGUCUGGAAAUAGUGGCUGCAAUUGUUCAGUUGGAAUUUGAUAAUCAGCCUAAAUGAACCUCCCCACCCCCCCCAAAAAAAACAAAAACAAACAUUUUGCAUUUUACUGAUUCAGAUCUUAAAAGUCCAGAGAAGGCGUAAUUUCCUCUGCAUCUGGUGGAUUGGUGUUGUAGAAGGCUAGUUUGAGCACAUUUCUUUCUGGCUCUGGCUCCAGAGCCAGUUGAUACAGUUUCCUCUUUGCAUCAUCAGUGUGACCCUUCUCAACAUGUCCAACAUGGCUGCAUUUUUCUGGUCAUCCAGCAUGGACCUCCACCUGUGAUACAAGUGCCAAGAGUCUUCCCCAAACCCUGAAAUGUACUGUAGUCAUCUGGCUCUCUGAUGUUAGUCUGACCCCAAGAACAGGUGGUGGUGUGGAUGUACCUUGCCACAGCGCCUGCUCCCUCUCCCUCGUGGCGACUGAGGUUCAGGUUGGGGGAGGGUGGGAACGGGCGUCUGUGGCAGAACUUCUUCCAUUCAGGACACUGUGUACCAAAGCCUUGAAACAGCCCCCUCUUUGGCAUGAUGACAAUGUGCAAUUUCAUACUGCAUCUUGAAGACUGACUGUUUACUAUGUGUGUAAAAUAUUUUUUGGAAAUAGUGUUCUUGAAUUCUUAACUACUGUGCAAUUUCUGUUGUUUGGGAACCCCAUCAAAGUCUAUAUUGCUUGUACAUACAAAUUAACCAAAAGCCCAAUUAUUUGUAUUCAGACUGAACAUAUAUAAAUAAAUAAAUCUAUAACUUAUUUUCAGAUCUAUUUUUCUGUUGGUUCUAACAGCACUAAUCGGAGGUGUGUACUGUGCAGAGAUGCAGAAUGUGUGCAGACUGUGUUAUACAUUGACUGUUAAGUGUUCUUUAUCAAUGUUGUGCACUGACUUUAAGAUUUACAAUUAUUUAAGAGAGCUAAUGACUGCAUUUCCAAACGUGUAUUGGUCAGGAUGCAUCAUUUGCCUUGAAUGUAACGUGUUAUUAAAGAAGAGGUGGUUCAUUAGUUUGCUGUUCAUUUAUUUCAAUAAAAUAUGAAAAGAUGCUGCAAUAAUGGAAA
Molecule: messenger RNA, 6083 nt
Organism: Poecilia latipinna (sailfin molly)
Lineage: Eukaryota; Metazoa; Chordata; Actinopteri; Cyprinodontiformes; Poeciliidae
Gene: sgsm2
Product: small G protein signaling modulator 2
Exons: 12
Coding region: 1166-2905 (579 amino acids)
Biological process (GO): activation of GTPase activity
Molecular function (GO): GTPase activator activity
Source: RefSeq, a predicted model, not a curated record